This is a messenger RNA of Dichotomopilus funicola, 1032 nucleotides long. RefSeq lists its product as uncharacterized. Lineage: Eukaryota; Fungi; Ascomycota; Sordariomycetes; Sordariales; Chaetomiaceae. The record is from RefSeq and is a predicted model, not a curated record. The transcript is spliced from 4 exons. Bases 1 to 1032 code for a protein of 343 amino acids.
AUGCCUUCAAUUCUAAGCACCGCUCGGCUAGAGCGCCUGCCAAAUUUCACCCUACCUUUCGACUUCUCCAAGUAUACAUGGACCCAGGUCGCCCUGGUAGCCACGCCUGUCUUUGUCAUCCUCAUCAACACCCCAUCUUUAAUCAGAUCCUACCGUACCUUCAUCGAGAUCGGCCCAGGUGGCCUUCCACACAACCCCCUCGGCUUCUUAAUCCAAACCACCCUCAGUCUCAUAGCCCGCACCGACACCCGCGCCGUCCCGCCCCCGUAUUACUACAUCCCCAGCCCCUACUCCAGCCUCGACCAGCCCACCAACACCGGUCCCAGCACCACCACCACCAGCAGCACGACCAAAAAAAUUAUCGGCCCCACUGUAGUAGCCUUCUACGCCCCGCUCGGCCAAACCUCCUUCCUCUUUCCACUCCAUCCACAAGAGGAUAACAACGAAGACAACGAUAACAACAACGGUACCCUCCCGCCACGGUCCGGUUCACGCCCUGAUGUACCCGGUCUGGUUGUCCCGCAGCGCCAGACGACGGAGAAGGGUGGACCUGAGCUGGUGAGAAGGAUGGAACGGUUUUUGGUGGAGUUGGCGGAGGCGAAUGGUGGUGGUGGUGCUGCUGCUGCUGGUAGCGGUGGUGGGGAUGGUGGGAAGGGACAAGAGUGGGCUUUGUUGGAGAUGAAACCUUCGAGAUUGGAAGGGAAGAGGCAUCAGGCUUUGUUCUUAAGGGAGAGUGCUGUGCGGAUCCCAAAGUUCAUGGGCGGUGUAGGUGGGGAGAUUGCGCAUGUCCACCCCGAGGGCAGUUCGCAUGUCACGCUCAGCUUGGUGGAUGCUGAAGAGGCUGUUGCGAAGGGAUGGGCCGAACGCCACCGCCUCAGCGGCGUGCGCAAGAUCCUGCCAUGGAGCUACAUCAUGGUGUAUGCGCCGCGCGACGACGACGAGUUUGUCGUGUGGCAGCGCUUGGUCGUGGCCGGGUGCCGGUUUGUGAGCGGUGGGCGCACGAUCGAGAUUCCGAGUAAGAAGGUUGCUUGA